Hyla sarda is the source of this 585-nucleotide messenger RNA. Its product is annotated as putative gastrointestinal growth factor xP4. Lineage: Eukaryota; Metazoa; Chordata; Amphibia; Anura; Hylidae. The coding region runs from base 1 to 417 and encodes 138 amino acids. Gene Ontology annotation, biological process: maintenance of gastrointestinal epithelium. The transcript is spliced from 5 exons. The record is from RefSeq and is a predicted model, not a curated record.
AUGGCAAUACCUCAGUACCUUCAAGAUUCUGUAGCUAUUGACUAUUGUACAUUGUCGUGGCCGGAUAGGGUCACCAAGAAACCAUCAAGGAUUCUUCAUAGACUGCCAGCAGUCCACGUUAGUACCCGAUCUGGGACAAGAGCUGUUUGCCGGUUCUCUGAUGGGCUCCAGUAUCUCGGCCUCGUGGAGUUGGCGUGUGACGUUACUGAGAGCUCUGCUGGAACAACGGCCUCACCGGAGUGGAGAUGGAAUAGGAGCCCUGCCGCAGAAUGUGACGUGGAGCCAAAAGCCAGAGUAAACUGCGGUUAUCCCGGAAUCUCACCGGCCCUCUGCGAGGAGAGAGGAUGCUGCUUCAACUCCCAAAUAUCUGGUGUCAUCUGGUGUUUCCACUCUAAAUCGGAAGAUUGUGCCCUCUAGAUGUUAACAUCGUCCUUCCGUCCAAUUGCUUGCACUUUCUGAUCUACCCCACCAUCUCCACAAUUAUACAUUGAAUGAAGACGCCAUGGCCUAAGGUUACCGCUAGAGAUGAGCGAACUUACAGUAAAUUCGAUUCGUCACGAACUUCUCGGCUCGGCAGUUGAUGAC